Messenger RNA from Phyllopteryx taeniolatus (common seadragon), 2693 nucleotides. RefSeq names its product eukaryotic elongation factor 2 kinase (gene eef2k). Gene Ontology annotation, molecular function: ATP binding; elongation factor-2 kinase activity; calcium ion binding. The record is from RefSeq and is a predicted model, not a curated record. NCBI's taxonomy places the organism in Eukaryota, Metazoa, Chordata, Actinopteri, Syngnathiformes, Syngnathidae. The coding region runs from base 158 to 2368 and encodes 736 amino acids. The transcript has 19 exons. Gene Ontology annotation, biological process: protein phosphorylation.
GGGGCUGCCGCGGAACACCGAGGUUACGUGCUGACGGUCCACAUCGGUGUGGCGGCUGGUGCAACCGUCACGAGCAACUCCCCCAUCAAAUCGCUUGCCUCGGGACCCGCAGGGCUCGCUGGAGAGGCGGGGAGCGAUCCGAACACUAGUAGAUUCAAUGGAGGACGAGCUGAUGUUCAGCAUGGAGGAGGAAGGCAGCGGCACCAGGCCCUCUGACAAGAGGAGCGCGCCGAAGCAACGGGUGUCCUCGCUCACCGACGAUGACGACGGCGAGGAAGACGACGCCUUCAUCUGCUCUAUCCUGGACGACCCCACCCGAGAGAUCUGCCACUACAUGCAGAACGUGGUCAACAACCGCCCGCUUUCGGACUCUCUUCCCAAGACCGACUUCUUGUACAAGAAUCAAACAGAGCAUUUGCCGGAAGGUUCGUACCACGUUUUGUCUGAGAGUGCACGGGAGACAUGGAAAAACGCCAUUAUAAAGGCUAAAGCCAUGCCGGACCCCUGGGCCGAGUUUCACCUGGAGGACAAAGAGACCGAACCCUGCUUGCGCUACAGGUAUAAUGCCAUCACAGGCGAGUGGGCCCAAGACCAGGUCCACAUCAAGAUGGCUGCACAGCCGUUUGGGAGAGGAGCCAUGAGGGAGUGUUUCAGAACGAAGAAGCUGUCUAGCUUCUCGCACAGCAACAACUGGAAGUCGGCCUGCAACUAUGUCUCCAAGCGCUACAUGGAGACGGUGGACAAGAGCGUCUACUUCGAGGACGUCCGACUGCAGAUGGAGGCCAAACUCUGGGGUGAGGAGUUCAACCGCCACCGGCCUCCCAAACAGGUGGACAUCAUGCAGAUGUGCGUGGUGGAGAUGACCGAGAGGCCGGGAAAGCCGCUCUUCCACUUGGAGCAUUACAUCGAGGGCAAGUACAUCAAGUACAACUCCAACUCGGGCUUUGUGCGGGAUGAUAACAUCAGACUAACGCCACAGGCAUUCAGUCACUUCAGCUUUGAGCGUUCGGGCCACCAGCUGAUCGUGGUGGACAUCCAGGGUGUAGGCGACCUCUACACCGACCCUCAGAUUCACACGGAAAAGGGAACCGACUUCGGCGAUGGGAAUCUGGGCGUGCGAGGCAUGGCGCUCUUCUUCCACUCCCACCUGUGCAACAAGAUCUGCAAGAGUAUGGGCCUGACGCCUUUCGACCUGUCCCCGGCCGAGAGACAGCAGCUGGACUGCACCAACAAACUUCUGAAAUCGGCGAAGACGGUGCUGAGGGGCUGCGAGGAGCAGUGCGGUUCCCCCCGCGUUCGCACCAUGUCCGGGAGCCGGGCGCCGCCGCUGCUGUCCCGCCUAUCUGAGACGUCGUCAGCGGACGAGAGCAUGAGCGACGUGGACUCGGUGCCUUGCUCCCCACUGGUGGCGCCCGCGUUCAUGGGAAGGUCUCCGGUCGGCUUAUUCUUCACUGGUAUGUAUGAACAGGAAAGACUGGACAACGCAAGGGAACACCGGGAGUCGGACAGCGGCGGGGACAGCGGCUACCCUAGCGAGAGGAGGAGUGAGGGGGACCCCAACGACCACCCGGACGGGGCCCGCCACCACUACCAAAGACAUUAUUCUGAGUCGGACGAAGACAGUAUCAGACGGCUUACAGAGGAGAAGUGGAGCUUCUUCCACUCGUCUCGCUCUCACGUGCACAGACCGUCCUGCGUGGCCACCGAGGUGGAGCGACUCAGCUCGCUGUUCCAGAAGCGCCUCGGCCAGUCCAUCCUGGGAAAGGUACACCUGGCCAUGGUGCGCUACCACGAGGCGGGACGCUUCUGCGAGAAGGACGAGCAGUGGGACGAGGACUCUGCCAUGUUUCACCUGGAGCGAGCCGCCCAGUGCGGCGAGCUGGAGGCCAUUGUGGCCUUGGGCCAGUGCUGCCUACAGCUGCCCCACCACAUCCUGCCCAACAUGGAGCUGGAGGAAAACGCAGGAAACAGGAUGAAAGGCUUCAAGUAUCUGCUGCAGGCUGCCGAAGCCGGCGACAGAUCUUCAAUGAUCACGGUGGCCCGAGCUUUCGACACGGGAGUUAAUCUGCCAGCCGACAGACAGCAGGACUGGGAGGAGGCGAUCCGCUGGUACGACAGCGCGUUGAACAUGGAUGAGCACGACGAGGGCGGCGAGUUCGACGGCAUACAGGACGAGCCUCGCUACCUCCUGCUGGCCAGAGAGGCUGAGAUGUUCAUGGCGGGGGGCUACAAUCUUGAGGCAGACCUACAGAAAGCAGGCGACCUGUUUACACAAGCGGCCGAAGCUGCCAUGGAGGCCAUGAAGGGGCGAUCGGCUAACCAGUACUACAUGAAAGCUGAGGAGGUGUGGGUGCUGAUGGAGGAGUAACUGCACUUGUGCACAUUUUACCAAAAAAAAAGUCCUUCAAGUGUCCUGCCUUUUUUUGUUUUCUUUUUGUUUUUAUAUAACAGUUUUUUAGCUAAGAGUGCUUUGCGUUUCAGCUUCAUCGAGUUUUCUGGGCAAGAUUCUCUUUUUUUUCGGGAAGUUGCUCUUUCAUUGUUGAGUUUGUCUUCUGUGAAUGUGGUCUGUGGAGCCAAAACCAAUACAAUUGUUUAGCUAACACCUUUCUAUUGGAAUACUGUAUGGUUAAAAAAAGAAUUACAAUCAGAGAAUAGAAAAAUAAAUCAAUAAAGUUUGCAUUUUUAUUAGUAAA